GGGGGAGUAAAGGGGGCAGUCUUUGCUGAGAAACAGAAAGUGAUGAAGCAGUUACAGCCUUCAGGGCAUGUGGUUUCCUUCACACACUUAUCGCAUGGAGUGCAUGGUGAAAGGACCAAAUUUUCCAUUGACUUUUUCAUUUGCUCAGCUCACGGAACAAGAUAAAAGCCAUGGCAAUCCAGCAGCAGCCAGGCCAGAUGGUGACGGUGGUGACCACCUCCCAACACCACCCUGGGACAUGGAGCACCGGCAUGUGCGACUGCUGCAGUGAUAUGGGCACCUGUUGCUGCGGCCUUUUUUGCUUCCCCUGCAUGCAGUGCCAGACAGCCAGUGACCAUGGCUGGUGUUUCGCCAUGCCACUCCUGGACGUCUGUUGUGUGGUGUCCUGCAUGCUCCGCUCCUCCAUCAGAGAGCGCCACAACAUCCCUGGCUCGUGCUGUGACGACUGCUGCAAGCUGUUCUGGUGUUACCCCUUUGUCUGGUGCCAGAUGAACCGUGAGCUGAAGAUUAGGGGUGACCAGCCGACCAGUAAUGUCACCACACAGGUCAUUAGGGGAUAGGGCACAACCGUUUUGGUUGUGAGCUGAAGGAAUCGCAAUGUUUGCCACAUAGCCUGCCAGUGAGCUUAAUGUUCUAAUGCCUACAACUCCAUCUGCUUACUUUUAUACACAUGCACACCAACUUUUAGCAGUUAGCGCUUAGCAUCGUAUACAUUUUAUAGGAGCGUUUUGUAACGUCGCGAUUUUUAUUUUAGACUUGCUGUUCAAAGCCUGCGAUUCACUGUUAAAGCCAGAUGUUUUGAGUUGAAUGUUAACACGUUGGAUGUUCUGAUACUGUAUGGUGUAAGGUCAGGUUCUUGUCUGACCUUUGAUUCUCUCUGGCCAAUAAAAUAUUUCUAUUUCAGUUAA
This is a messenger RNA of Sebastes umbrosus (honeycomb rockfish), 908 nucleotides long. It is a transcript of the gene ponzr1, whose product is annotated as plac8 onzin related protein 1. NCBI's taxonomy places the organism in Eukaryota, Metazoa, Chordata, Actinopteri, Perciformes, Sebastidae. Bases 171 to 560 code for a protein of 129 amino acids. The record is from RefSeq and is a predicted model, not a curated record. The transcript has 4 exons.